AUGGCCAAUAAUUUUGACGGCGAUAUACCUGAAGACAUAGUUAGAGAAAUACUUUUGCGGCUUCCCGUGAAACUAUUGUUACAAUACACAUCGGUUUGCAAGACAUGGCUAUCCAUAAUCACAAGCCCGGAUUUUAUAAGCUCUCAUACUCACCGGGCUUUGAUGGUUUCUUUGAUAGAUCCCACACUACUCGCUAUUAGAGGAGUUGAUGAACUAAUAAUAUCUGGAGUUGAUGAACUAAUGCUAUUUUCUCGGGCUCGGGGUGGACUAACUAAUAAUAAUAAUAAUAAUCAUUCAAAUACUAAGUUUGAUCGCCUUGUCGUGCCUCAUCUUUUUGGCAUCAAACCUUUAGUCGUAAAUUCUUGUAAUGGCAUCAUCUGUCUUGCUAAUUUGGCUAAUCAGAAUGAUUUAGUCUACUUAUGGAAUCCGUCGAUCAGGAAGUGUAGGAAACUUCCUGAUCCUCCUAGGCGGCGCAGUUUUAGAUUUAAGAUAGGGUUUGGUUAUGAUUCUAUCUCAGCUGACUACAAGGUGGUUAGGUGCGAUUAUGAUUAUGAUUAUUUAAGGUAUUUUGAAGCCAAAGUGCAUGUGUACUCUACGAAUGCUGAUUGUUGGAGAAAAAUUAGGCCUAAUAUACCUCUAGAGUAUCAGAGAUUAGGGAGGGCUAAUCUUGUUGUGAAUGGGGUAGUGUAUUUUCAAGACAAUGAUGAGCUUAUAUCAUUUGACCUGCACAAAGAGAGUUUUGGACGAAUUCCACUUCCUGGCUCUCGUCGACUACAGCUGUCAUAUGUCUUGGAUUUUGAAGGCGCGGUAGCUAUGGUAUUUGGAUAUGUUGGUGAUGAAGUAGGAGCUCAUCUAUGGACAUUGGAUGAUGUUUCUGGCCAACUACCUUGGACCAAAAGAUUUAGCAUUGAUGCUGAUAUGGACUCAGGCUUAUGGCUAAGAUGUUAUCUGCGCGGAGAACAAUUUUGUGGAAGAAUCACAAACAAAAAAACUUACGAUGUGUAUAACAUCUUGUAUAACUACAAGAAGAAAGAGACUAAACUUUACAGAAUUGAUCGAGAUGACUCCACUGUUUUAACAGGUAUGAUACACACAGAGACACUUGUUUCGCUUGGUGGUUUUGAACAAUUGGAGUGA
Messenger RNA from Daucus carota subsp. sativus, 1137 nucleotides. RefSeq names its product F-box/LRR-repeat protein At2g43260-like. The record is from RefSeq and is a predicted model, not a curated record. Lineage: Eukaryota; Viridiplantae; Streptophyta; Magnoliopsida; Apiales; Apiaceae. Bases 1 to 1137 code for a protein of 378 amino acids. The transcript has a single exon. Gene Ontology annotation, molecular function: protein binding.